AUGCAGAAACCUUCGAGAGACCCGUUCACAAAAGAACAACAACAGGCCCUUGAGAAUGAUGAUGAUUUGUUACAAAAGGAGGAGAUAAUGUGGAAGCAGAGAUCUCGAGCGGACUGGAUGGCAGAAGGAGAUCGAAAUACGGGGUUUUUUCAUAGAGUGGCUGAGGGGAGGAAGAAGAGAAAUAACAUACGAGAGAUCACGAGGGCUGAUGGUUUGGUGACAAGAAAGAACCAAGAGAUGGACGAGGUUUUUAAAGAGCAUUUUCAGACUCUCUUUACGGCUGGUGAUUUUCAUAACCCUGCUGAGGUGCUCCGUUCUAUCGAACCCAUGGUCACUGACGAUAUGAACGAGGUCUUAACUACCACCUACACCCACGAGGAAGUAGUCCAAGCUCUCAAACAGAUGCCCCCUCUCAAGGCCCCCGGGCCCGACGGUAUGCCUGUCAUCUUUUAUUCCUCUUGCUGGGCUACUGUGAAGUUUGAUGUCGUGCCUAUGAUUCUUAGUAUUCUUAAUGAGGGUCGUCAUAUAACUGAUAAUGCUCUGUUAGCCUUUGAAAUUUUUCAUAUGAUGAAGCUUAAUAAAGCUAAGGCUCAUGGUGUGUUUGCUUUUAAACUUGACAUGGCCAAAGCUUACGAUAGGGUUGAGUGGAGUUUCCUCGAGUCUAUGAUGCGGAGGUUGGGUUUUCAUUUUUCGGUGGUUGACUUGAUUAUGAGAUGCGUUUCCACUGUCUCUUUUCGUGUUUUGGUUAACGGUUUUCCAGGUGACCAGUUUGAGCCGGGACGCGGCUUAAGGCAGGGAGAUCCCCUAUCUCCGUUUCUUUUUCUCUUUUGUGCAGAAGCUCUCUCCAGCUUACUCAGAAGGGCAGAGACUCAAAAUAUGAUACACGGGGCUCGUAUCUGCCGCUCUGCUCCCAGAGUCAGUCAUUUGCUUUUCGCCGACGACUGCAUCAUUUUCGGAAGGGCCAACGCGGAUGAAAUUAGAAGGAUUCGUGAUAUUAUCGGUGACUACGAGCAUGUGUCAGGGCAAAAAGUUAACCUUGAGAAAUCCUCCAUUUCUUUUAGCAGCGGAGUUGGGGUGGAGUUACGUGGUGAGCUUGCGGGUUUGCUUGGGGUGCAGUAUAUCGAGCAAGGAGGUAGAUAUUUGGGUAUUCCAAGCACCGUGGGACGCUCGAAGACUGAGAUAUUCCAAAUGUUGGUUGAUCGGACUAGGAAAAAAUCAAAGGAUUGGAAGAGACGGUUUUUGUCGAGCGUAGGGAAAGUUGUUCUUAUCAAGGCGGUCCUUCAAGCUAUCCCGUCAUAUCUUAUGAGUUGCUUUGUGAUCCCGGAGCAGAUUUGCCAAAAUCUUAAUGGCAUCGCGGCACGCUUCUUUUGGGGCCAAAAACAGGAAGAACGCCGCAUUCAUUGGAAGAGUUGGAAGAGUUUGUGCGUGCCGAAGAAAGAAUGGGGACUCGGAUUCAGGGAUUUGAGUCUCUUUAACCGUGCUAUGUUGGCAAAGCAAGUUUGGCGAAUUAUUCAGAAUGAUUCUUCCUUGUUAGCACGUUCUCUUAAAGCGAGGUACUUUCCUCGGACGGACAUCCUCCUUGCUAGUAGAGCCCAUAAUCCUUCUUACAUUUGGACUAGCUUGCUAGCAGGUAGGGAUCUCCUGAACGAGGGAGUGGCGUGGAAGAUUGGUGAUGGUUCUCGUAUCCGCAUUGGUCAUGAUGCUUGGUUACCUGAUGGGGAAGGGAGGUUUCAUGUUGCUCGGGUUGGGGAGAAUCUCAGGACCAUGAAGGUGUCGGAUCUCUUCUUGGAAGAUGGAGAGAUGUGGGAUCUGGAAAAAGUUCAAGAGAUUGCAUACAGAGCUGUCUGGGCAAAACCAAUAAGCAUUCCUAAUGUCCAAAACUCCCCUUGUCAAGUGGAGUGCAGUAGACGAGGUCAAUUCAAAAUCCGGUGUGAUGCGGCUUUUGCCUCUGGAGUGGGAAUGGCUUUUGGGGUGGUGAUUUCUGAUGCUGAGGGAAAGAAAGCGGGAUGCUGUUACGGGUUUAGGCCGGGAGUAGUCUCGGUGAUGGAGGGGGAAGCUACUGCUGUGUUGGAAGGUGUUCGCCUCUGCACUGAGAAAGGCUUAUCGGACGUGAUUAUUGAAAUGGACUGCCAACGUCUCUACUAG
Messenger RNA from Salvia miltiorrhiza (redroot sage), 2145 nucleotides. RefSeq lists its product as uncharacterized. Lineage: Eukaryota; Viridiplantae; Streptophyta; Magnoliopsida; Lamiales; Lamiaceae. The record is from RefSeq and is a predicted model, not a curated record. The transcript is spliced from 3 exons. Gene Ontology annotation, molecular function: nucleic acid binding; RNA-DNA hybrid ribonuclease activity. The coding region runs from base 1 to 2145 and encodes 714 amino acids.